Thelazia callipaeda (thelaziosis nematode) is the source of this 243-nucleotide messenger RNA. NCBI's taxonomy places the organism in Eukaryota, Metazoa, Nematoda, Chromadorea, Rhabditida, Thelaziidae. The record is from the annotation of a GenBank genome assembly.
AUGGGUGCAGCUCACUGUAAUGCAUCUCAGCGUUCAAUGUCUUCAACGUGGGAUGAGUUUGGUGAUUUACUCGCUGAAUCCGUCACUAAAGCUGAUCUAAUACGUGGUAAACGAGAAUGCUUGAAGGCUUGGAACGCGCUUUUAUCAUUUAUAGUUGAUAGUACAAAAGGUGGAUAUUUGGCAGAAAAUAAGCGUCGGGUUAUGAGAAAAAAUUCGGGGCAAGAAAAUACGGAAUCGUCAUAA